AUGGCAUUUUGUGUCUAUGCUCUGGGAGUAAGCCCUCGCAAAUCUUUUAAGUCUUCCCCUGUCUGGCCUCAUCUACCUGCUCCCAGACCCCUCGGGCCCAUCGUCCUCUGGAGACGAAGCACUGUUCCUUCAAUUAAGUCGCAGAGUUCCAAUGGAGAGAUAUUUGAAGUUGAUGUUGAAAUUGCCAAACAGUCUGUGACAAUCAAGGCCAUGCUGGAGGAUUUGGAAAUGGAUGAUGAAGGAAAUGAUGACCCAGCUCCUCUACCACAUGUUAAUGCAGCAAUAUUUAAAAAGCUCAUUCAGUGGUGUACCCACCAAAACAAUGACCGUCUUCCUCCUGAAGACAACAAGAACAACAACAACAAAAAAAGUGAACAGAUUGAUGAUAUCCCUGUUUGGGACCAAGAAUUCCUGAAUGUUGAUCAAGGAACCCUUUUUGAACUUAUUGUGGCAGCAAACUACCUGGACAUCAAAGAUUUGCUAGCCGGGUAUUUGCUUGAUGUUACAUGCAAGACUGGUGCCAAUAUGAUCAAGGGGAAAACUCCUGAGGAGAUCUGCAAGACCUUCAAUAGCAAAAAUGACUUUACUGAAGAGGAGGAAGUUAUCAUUGGGAUCUUGCUGUGA
Messenger RNA from Fukomys damarensis (Damara mole-rat), 624 nucleotides. Its product is annotated as S-phase kinase-associated protein 1. Gene Ontology annotation, molecular function: cullin family protein binding. Gene Ontology annotation, cellular component: nucleus; cytoplasm. The record is from RefSeq and is a predicted model, not a curated record. Gene Ontology annotation, biological process: SCF-dependent proteasomal ubiquitin-dependent protein catabolic process. NCBI's taxonomy places the organism in Eukaryota, Metazoa, Chordata, Mammalia, Rodentia, Bathyergidae.